CAUAACGCUACACAGCAUGGUCACAACGAGAUGAGAAGUAUGAUAUCGUUUUCAAGGCUGGCAGGAUUGGCAGCAUUCCUGAUCUUGCUCUGCAUCAGCAUAUGUGCAUCACCAGCUGCAUCUUCUCCGGCCAAUUCGAUAUUCGAUGAAUCGCUCACAAUUCGACCUCUACAAGAUGGCCGAGUGCAUACAGUAUUCAAAUUCGAUCUGGAAUCACCCUUGAACGGCGAUAAACCGACAGACAAGGAGUACGAAGGCAAUGUGCCGAUCUAUUCAUUCGUUCCACGAUCUCUGAUCCAUCUUGCACAGAGCAGCAAUGCAGAUGAGAUUCACCUUGCUAUAAAUGCAGGCAAAUGGGAUUAUACAAAAUGGGGAAUACCAAACGAAGAAGAAAUGGUGGGCAUCGGAGCAGAAGUGAAGGCAAAAUUGAAGAAUGAUCAUACUCUUGCAUCCUCCGAUUCAUCACACUUCAACAAUCAAUCUGCCAUACCCGAAGCAGCAUUGCGGAACUGGCGAACGUUAACAGCAAACAUGGCAGGUCUUUUCUGUGCUUCGUUGGACGCUCUGGAUGAGAAACUAACAGUGAUUCCAUUCAAAUCAGAAACAGGAUCGGGAGAGUUUGUCAGUCUGCAUGCAAUGCUGUCUUCGGAAGCUAUUUGUACGGAGAACUUAUCGACUUUGCUCAAACUAUUACCAUGCAAAACAAUGGCAGGCUUGGCAAGUUUACUCAAACCACAUCGAUUCUUUUACUCAGACUUUCAUGGAAUGACGCUACAUCUCGUCCGCACACAUGAUCAAUGGAAAGUUCGUAUUAACGUUCAAGCCGUCUUUUCACCUGCUAUUGCCGCAGGCGUAAAAGGCAAACGAGAUUGGUCAUUGGAAAAGCUUUUUGGCACAACACUUAAGCAAUCCUGCCCUUUGAUUCGCGAUAGUUCGAUCAAGGUGCUGACGCCAAAGCUACAAGCAUCAGAGAUCAUUGACCAAAACGAAGAUACAGAGUUUCGUGUAUGGCCGAUUGUCAUGUCACCUGGUGAAUCGCAAGAUAUCGAUGAUGAUGAGAACUUGUCGGAUAUGGACAAACUUUUAGCCAAAGCGAAACGAUUUGCUGUUCAAUUACGCAAACGUGGAUCGUAUACAUUUGAUACUCGAUCAUCCAAAGAUCUCAAUGUCGAGAUGACAUGGCCCCUCGAACAAUAUUUCGCAUAUCCUACUGCCUAUCCUGCACAAAAGCUUACCACUUCUCGCGUCUUUUCUGGAUAUGGACAAGAAAGUGGAAUCGUUCAGCUUACCAUUACAAAUUUGGAACAAGCAAAGGAGAGGCGGAUAAAGUACACAGAGAUUUUGCCAUGGUUCAUCAAAGUAUACCUUCAUACGAUACAAGAGCAUAUCUCAGAAGAGGUUGACGAGAAAGACGAUCAGAUCGUCUUGUUCUCGGAUGAUUUGAAGUUGCCUGCAGUUCAAUCGUUCAAUUAUACGCCUUCGCUACCAAGAGCAAGACCAACGCAUUUGGAGGUAGACUUACGCAUUCCACCCUUGAGCACUGUGCGUCUCACGUUCGAAUACGAUAAAGCAUUUUUACGAUACGCAGAACAUCCACCAGAUGCACAUCGUGGUUUCGAUAUUCCACCUGCGAUUCUCACACUGGAAGACGGUACACAAUUAUACACCGACCCAGCUCUGGUCGAGGUAGCAGUUCCCGAUUUUAGCAUGCCGUACAAUGUGAUCAUCUUCACAUCAACACUGAUCGCCCUUUGUGCAGGCUCAACGUUGAACAAUUUGAUUCGCAGGUAUACCGAUGUGAUCGAAGUUACACCUGCAAGGAACGUUCAGACGAAAAAGGAGGUUCUAUAACAAUCUUUGAUCUUAUUAUACAUUUUGUAAUUAUAGCCAAACAUACACAGUACAAAUAAUUAGAAACAGGCAUGAUUGC
Meira miltonrushii is the source of this 1930-nucleotide messenger RNA. Its product is annotated as Gpi16 subunit, GPI transamidase component. Lineage: Eukaryota; Fungi; Basidiomycota; Exobasidiomycetes; Exobasidiales; Brachybasidiaceae. Bases 31 to 1851 code for a protein of 606 amino acids. Gene Ontology annotation, biological process: attachment of GPI anchor to protein. The record is from RefSeq and is a predicted model, not a curated record. The transcript has a single exon. Gene Ontology annotation, cellular component: GPI-anchor transamidase complex.